AAAUUCCGCAUGCUUGGGUGUUGUUGGUACCAGUGGAUCACUCACUUGCACUAAUUUAUGUCGUGUCAGCAGCACAGGUUAUCUCCAGUCAAAGCCAUUAAACACGCAUAGACAAUUCGUCCGCAGGCAGUUACCUAGAGUUGUCUGUGCUCCACUUUACAUUCCUUCCUUUCUGUCUUUUUUCCGAUUUUUUUUUCUUUUGUAUUUUUCCCUCUUAUUUCUUGUUGAAACAUUACAUGAUCAAGAUCAGACAAUCGCUCAAUACCCGAGUGACGAUUUGUUUGAAUGGCCUCAGUCGGUGACACGACUGACCUCCGGAUUGAAUUUUCUCGACACUGUGCACAGGAAUGAAUUCCAAGCCGUUGAAUACGAUCGGAGACGAAUCAAAAGAAGUUGCACCUCCACUGGGAGACCACGCGGAACAGUGAGACGCGGCCAGCAUUAGGUGGCGCACACGGGUUCUGACGGGUGGCUGGCCGGGUGGCCCAUUGAAACUGCAGUUCACACCAGAACACUUGUCGGACUUGUUGACUUUGGUGAUUCUUUGUGAAGAAGUCAAUCAUACAGGAAGUUCUGCUUUGUCUAACACUGAUAGGAUGGAUGGUGUCGCUCAUCCAGUCCUGCACCUCGACAAGAGCAUAGCAUCCAGGCGCACGUGCGUGACGUCAUAGGAUGAUGGAUGCCGCGGUCCUCACAAAGCCACGACCACCAUGACGGAGAAGGCACUGGAAGCGCCCCCUAGCGGCAUGAUGGGAAGAACCGGUCUCCCAGAGAUCAGCAACUGUGGCUGCCUGCCGGGCAUGACCCUAGCGGAGACAGCGUCCCUGUCGAUGGAAGCGCCGCCGCUGUACAGCCAGGGACUGCUGACGGUGGAGCAGUUGUCGCAGGUGGCGGUGGACGCAGACAUCCAGGCCGCCGUCAGCGAGUUCCUCAGUGGCCUCAGCACGCAGAUGUUCGCCCGCAUCGUGCGCAACGGCUCGGCGGAAGUCGGUGGAUGGCUGGGCGCCAAGAUCCAGGGCGAGCGGAACGGAUGGACCACGCGGCUCAAGAUGGCGAUGGGAGAGAUUGAGCUGCACCGCAAGCACGCGCUUCUGUGGGGGUCCGCGCUUCUCGACACAUCCGACCACCUCGCCUUGCUGGACUUCCUGAACGUCGUCCCGCAGGAGCCCACGGUGCCGGAAGUGACGCUGGAUAACAUGGCCGAGAGCGUUCACAAGCUGGUGGAUGCGAUUUCUGAGCGAUGCUCGACUUUGCUGGAAGAUCGUUUCGAGUGUUGCCAAGCUCUCAACGCCACCAUUCCACCCCCAGCAAGGGUGUCCCCAGUUCUGAACGAGACGCUGAAGAAGCUAGAGCAGGAACUGGCACGCAUUGAAGACGAAGCGGUGCAAGCUGAGGUUGAAAGUUCAAAAGUCAGGAACGAAAAUGCCCGGAUGUUGGCGGAGGUGAGCAAGUCUCAAGAAGAGAUGAAAAAGAAGCAAAGCGAAAUGGAAAUGCUGAAAGUGCAGUUGAAAGAAAUUGGAAAAGUAGUGAAAGUCAGAAAACACACAACGGCGGAAAAGGGUGUGGACACCAGCAGCGACUUCAACAGCUUGAAGACGAUCGUGCACGCCGACUGCGUGGGGCGAGUGACCACGCAGUCCCAAGGUGUUAACACCCUCUCAACCAAAAGAGAAAACAUGUUCACGCAGACGACACGCCAGCCCUCUAUAAUCGAGAUCUCCGAAGACAAGCUUCGGAUCUUGAAAGACCGAGCCAAGAAACUCGAGCACUCCAUACACGAUGCCAUCAGCAGCAUGGACAAGCUGAAGAAGGGCAUCUUGUAUGAGGGUUCUCCCAAGGAAGCCUUAAAGACCUCCCGUACGACUUCAAAACUCUCCCUCCACGAAGCCACUAAAGGCAGCUGUGUACAGAACUGGGUCAUGACCUCCUCCUUCGAAGUGACUAACAGAAGAAAUACCUCACACGUCAUCGCUGCCCCAAAGGUCAGGCACGCGCCGAAAGCUUCGGACCGGAAGUGCUUUUCCGAGAGACCGCCGAGCAGAGUGAUUGCUCGUAACGACGACGGCGACUUGGUCAGCGACCAGGGCAAGGUCAAAGGUAGCGAUCACAGGAAGUUGUCUCGCUCCAGGGGGGCGCAGGUCGCUAAGUGUCUGCGAUGUCAGAAGCUGUUCACAGCAACAGACAACCACAAGCUGGCCUGCUGCUUCCACGCCCAGGACAAGGAGCGGGUGGAGGUGUACUCCGACGGUGGCCGUCUUCUGAAGGUGCAGUACAUAUGGAAGUGCUGCAGCCAGCAGGCUGAGAACGACGGUUGUUGCUGUGGACACCACAUUUAGCAUCCGCCACGUUCUAUUCCACUUCAGAAGCGUGAAGUCCAAUGGUCUCUGUCCAGUGCUAGCAUCCGAGGACGGAGGCGUGAGCCCUGGCUAGUUGAAUCCCAAGUGUACUUGCCACAGUCGACAGAUGGGUUCCUGACUCUUUAGAGGUUUGGGAAAGAAGAGAGGGGACCGGCCUCACUACAAGAUGUUCUAGGAAAAGUACAGUUUCUGACGACCCUGAAAACUUACUUCCUAAAGACUACAAGGCAUCGGACUAAGUGUACCAUACAUUUUAUGACCCCACUUCAUCAUAAUUAGAAUCCUUGACCGUUCUAAUUUUAAAACUUCAGGGAGUAGAAUAAAGGAACCUACUUGCACUUCGAUCUCUUACACAGGGUUCAUAAGCGCAAGUCGACACCCACCUUUUCCCCAAGUGCAAUAAAUCCUAUUAAAGCACAACUGGAAAAGUCUGGCGAUGUGGUCGUAAUCUUCUAGUUGACAAGUGCCGGGCAGAUUGCCCCAAGACUUCGCAAGGGGAAGUUUGCUAGAGCUCAUUUCCCUGACAAAUCUUAUGAUACAAGUCGAAUUGCAAGGAGGGAACGAAAACAAACUUGUAAUUUUGACUGUUUGCCUGUAUGCUUAAAUCCGCUGAUACAAAACAGAUCGUUCAAGCGAAGAUGUGAUAUAUAAUACAGUCCUUAGUAGAAUUCCCUCUUUA
Molecule: messenger RNA, 3036 nt
Organism: Pomacea canaliculata
Lineage: Eukaryota; Metazoa; Mollusca; Gastropoda; Architaenioglossa; Ampullariidae
Source: RefSeq, a predicted model, not a curated record